Dovyalis caffra is the source of this 3594-nucleotide messenger RNA. The record is from the annotation of a GenBank genome assembly. Lineage: Eukaryota; Viridiplantae; Streptophyta; Magnoliopsida; Malpighiales; Salicaceae.
AUGGAGGCAGAAGGUAGUGCAAAGGAAACAGUGGUAACCCAAGUUAGUCUUGGUGGGUUUGGCAUUCAUGUAACUGCAAAAGAUCUUUUGGAAUACUUGGAAAGAGAGAUUGGACUAGUUUGGCGGUGUAGAUUGAAGACUUCAUGGACCCCUCCUGAGUCCUAUCCGAACUUUGAGAUUACUGACAUCUCAAAGAUAAAAAGAACAGAAGAUUAUAAGCGAGUGGAGCCCCAUGCUUUUGUGCAUUUUGCAUUGCCUCAAUCAGCAACUUGGGCUAUGGAUGCUGCAGGGCGCUGUGAGCUCUUUUUGAAUAACAAAGCAUUGAUGGUUAGUUUGGGGCCUGAAAGUCCUUUCACCUUGAAUAAGAGGAGGAGGACAACAACUCCCUUUAAGCUCUCUGAUGUGGGCGUUGAGAUAGGGACCUUGGUUAGUCGUGAUGAGUUCUUUGUUGGUUGGAGAGGACCUCCUUCUGGUGUUGAUCUUUUAGUAGAUCCUUUUGAUGGAACAUGCAGGUUUUGUUUCGCUAGAGAUACUGCCUUCUCCUUCAAAAACACAGCUGAACAUGCUGUUAUAAAAUGUGAUUAUAAAGUGGAGUUCCUAGUGAGGGACAUUAAUGAGAUCAAACAAUACACAGAAACAUCAUGUCUAGUUGUUUUGUUGCAGCUGGCUUCUGUACCUUGUGUCUGGUAUAGAACUGCUGAUGAUGAUAUUGAAGUAUCAGUUCCUUUCGACGUGUUGGAUGAUGACGAUCCUUGGAUCCGAACCACAGAUUUUACACCCAGUGGGGCUAUUGGUCGGUGCAACUAUUAUCGAGUUUCAAUCCCACCUCGUCACGGUCUAAAGUUGAGAAAGGCUGUGAAUUAUCUCAAGGAACGGAGGGUGCAGGAGGAACACCUCAGACGCCCAAUCAGGAUUCUGGAUGAACCAGACUUUGGAAUGUCCAGGUCAGAUCCUUUCUUCUGUAUUCAUCACAAAGAGGGAAUAGCUUUUGAGGUAAUGUUUUUGGUGAAUGCUGUCAUGCAUAAAGGCAUAUUCAAUCAGCAUCAAUUAUCGAGUGACUUCUUUGAUUUACUGAGAAAUCAUCCUGCUGAAGUCAGUGUUGCUGCACUGAAGCACAUUUGUUCUUACAGACGCCCAGUGUUCGAUGCUCAUAGGAGGCUGAAAGUUGUGCUAGAAUGGUUGUUGAAGAACCCAAAACUUUUUAAGAACCCGAAACAGUUGGCUGAUAUUGUAGAAAUUAGAAGGUUGGUCAUCACUCCAACUAAAGCCUACUGCCUUCCACCAGAAGUCGAACUCUCCAAUAGAGUUUUGAGAAAAUACAAAGAUGUCGCCGAUCGGUUUCUCAGAGUUACGUUCAUGGAUGAGGGUUUCCAGAUAAUGAAUUCAAAUGUUCUAAACUAUUAUGUUGCUCCUAUUGUCAAAGAAAUCACUUCUAACUCCUUCCCUCAGAAAACGAGAAUCUUCAAACGAUUGAGGAGCAUACUAACUGAAGGUUUUUAUUUAUGUGGUCGGCGAUACUCCUUUUUGGCCUUCUCAUCCAAUCAAUUGAGGGACCGAUCUGCUUGGUUUUUUGCUGAAGACAGAAAGACAAGCGUGCUGGCUAUUAAAAGUUGGAUGGGGAAGUUCACCAAUAAGAACAUUGCAAAGUGUGCUGCAAGAAUGGGUCAGUGUUUUUCCUCUACUUAUGCCACUGUAGAAGUUCCACCAGAAGAGGUUAAUUCUGAUCUUCCUGAUAUUAAAAGGAAUGGUUAUGUUUUCUCCGAUGGCAUCGGCAUGAUUACUCCAGAUCUUGCCAGGCAAGUUGCAGAGAAACUUAAGCUUGACAUCUACCUACCCUGUGCUUACCAAAUCAGAUAUGCUGGUUGCAAAGGAGUCGUGGCUUGUUGGCCAGAACAAGGUGAUGGUAUCCGCUUGUCUCUGAGGCCAAGCAUGGACAAGUUCCAAUCAAACCAUACAACUUUGGAAAUUUGUUCAUGGACUAGGUUUCAACCUGGUUUCUUAAACAGGCAGAUAAUUACAUUGCUCUCAACUCUAAAUGUUCCUGAUGAAGUAUUCUGGAAGAUGCAGGAAACGAUGGUCUCCAAACUAAACCAAAUGCUUGUGGACUCGGAUGUUGCAUUUGAUGUCCUCACCACAUCAUGUCCUGUGCAAGAGAAUGUUGCUGCUAUAAUGCUGAGUGCAGGUUUCAAACCUCAGAAGGAACCUCAUUUGCGAGGCAUGCUAACUUGCAUAAGAUCUGCACAGCUUUGGGGCCUUAGAGAAAAGGCUCGAAUUUUUGUUUCCUCGGGAAGAUGGUUGAUGGGCUGCUUGGAUGAGCUAGGAGUGCUUGAACAAGGUCAAUGCUUUAUCCAAGUGUCCAACUCGUCAUUGGAAAACUGUUUUGUGAAGCAUGGGUCAAAGUUUAGCGAGGCCAAGAAAAAUCUUCAAGUCAUCAAAGGAACUGUGGUAAUAGCCAAGAAUCCCUGUCUUCAUCCUGGAGAUAUAAGGAUUUUGGAAGCAGUUGAUGCCCCAGGACUUCACCACUUGUAUGAUUGUCUUGUCUUCCCGCAAAAAGGUGAGAGGCCCCACGCAGAUGAAGCUUCUGGAAGUGAUCUUGAUGGGGACCUCUACUUUGUCACCUGGGAUGAAAACCUUAUUCCUCCAAGCAAGAGGAGCUGGACACCCAUGCAGUAUGAUGCUGCAGAAGCCAAAAUCCUUUCUCGCCCUGUCAAUCAUAAGGACAUUAUAGAAUUCUUUGCAAAAAACAUGGCGAAUGAGAAUUUAGGGGCAAUUUGCAAUGCACAUGUGGUUCAUGCUGAUUUGAGUGAGUAUGGUGCUUUGGAUGAGAAUUGCCUAACGCUAGCAGAGUUAGCGGCUACAGCUGUUGAUUUUCCCAAGACGGGGAAAAUUGUUGCCAUGCCUCCACAUUUGAAACCCAAAAUGUACCCAGAUUUUAUGGGGAAAGAGGAGUCUCAGUCCUAUAAGUCGAAGAAAAUUUUGGGAAGGCUAUAUCGCCAGAUAAAAGAUGCUUAUGAUGAAGAUGCAGCUGAAUCUUCCGAGUGUAAUGUUGUUCCUGGUGACAUCCCUUAUGAUUCUGAUCUUGAAGUUGUGGGAGCUGCUGAUUAUAUCAGUGAUGCUUGGGAUCUAAAGUGCUCAUACGACAGGCAGCUGAAUGGCCUUCUUGCACAAUACAAAGUGAAGAGGGAAGAAGAGGUUGUAACAGGGCACAUAUGGUCUAUGCCGAAGCACAGCAGCCGGAAGGCAGGGGAGCUGAAGGAUAAGCUUAAGCAAUCUUACAAUUGUUUAAAGAAAGAAUUUAGGCAAGUCUUUGAUAAAAUUGAUUUAGACCUUGACCAACUCGAUGAUGACGAAAAGAACAAGCUUUAUGAGCGGAAGGCGUCAGCGUGGUAUCAGGUUGCCUACCAUCCUCAUUGGGUGAAGAAGUCACUGGAGUUACAAGAUCCAGAUGGUGCUGGUAAUUCAGUGAUGCUGAGCUUUGCUUGGAUUGCAGCUGAUUACAUUGCUCGGAUCAAGAUUCGGCACAGAGGGAUGGGAAAUGUUGACUCUGCUAAGCCUGUCAACUCACUAGCCAAGUACCUUGGUGAGAGGAUGUGA